Messenger RNA from Pongo pygmaeus (Bornean orangutan), 1454 nucleotides. Its product is annotated as protein FAM90A5-like. The record is from RefSeq and is a predicted model, not a curated record. NCBI's taxonomy places the organism in Eukaryota, Metazoa, Chordata, Mammalia, Primates, Hominidae. Bases 1 to 1215 code for a protein of 404 amino acids. The transcript is spliced from 3 exons.
AUGAAGUGCUGGAACGCAGCCCUGGUUCCACAGACCUUUGGGAAAAAGGAAGGGAAGGAAAACCUGAAGCCGUGGAAGCCCCGGAUUGAAGCGAAGCCGGGGCCCUUGAACAAGGAUAAGGGAGAGAAGGAAGAGAGACCAAGGCAACAAGACCCGCAGAGGAAGGCUCUCCUCCACAUAUUUUCCGGCAAACCUCCAGAGAAGCGGCUGCCAAAUCGAAAAGGAUCCACGGAAUCUUCGGAUUAUCUGAGGGUUGCAAGCGGGCCAAUGCCGGUCCACGCAACCAGUAAGAGGCCGCGCGUGGACCCUGUCCUCACCGAUCGCUCAGCUACCCAAAUGUCUGACAGGGGCUCCGCCUUGGCUUCACUGUCUCCCCUCAGAAAAGCCAGUCGGAGCUCCUCCUCAAGUCUUGGAGCAAAGGAAAGACAGACAGGGGCUGCGGCCGACAUCCCUCAGCCUGCAGUGAGGCACCAGGGCCCCGAGCCUCUCCUCGUGGUGAAGCCGACACACAGCAGCCCUGAGGGUGGCUGCCGAGAAGUUCCCCAGGCCGCCUCCAAAACCCACGGCCUGCUCCAGGCCAUCAGCCCCCAGGCACAAGACCAGCUUCCUGCGGUGACCUCACAGCCCUGCCCACCAGCCCCCACACAGGGCUUGGGCCUCGGCUCCAAUCUCAGCUUCAGGCCAGGAGCCAAGAGACCUGCGCAGGCUCCGAUUCAGGCUUGCCCGAACUUCCCCAAGAAACCGAGACUGGGUCGCUUCCAGAUCCCCGAAAACGCCACCCAGGGAGUUGAGCUGGGGGCCCCGGAGAAUCUGCAACCUCCGCCAGCCGCAACGGAACUUGGACCAAGUAGGUCGCCCCAGAUGGGCAGGAGGACACCCGCCCAGGUGCCCAGCGUCGACCGGCAGCCACCGCACAGCAGACCUUGCCUGCCUACCGCCCAGGCCUGCACCAUGUCCCAUCACCCAGCGGCCAGCUAUGAUCCGGCCCAGCCUCUCAGAGUGCUCUUCCGGAGACUGGAAAACGGAUGCUGGAGCUCCAGCCUCCUGACAGCCCCCUCAUUUCACUCUCCUGAGAAGCCGGGAGCCUUCCUCGCUCAGAGCCCUCGUGUCUCAGAGAAGUCCGAGGGUCCCUGUGUUCGUGUCCCACCGAGCGUCCUCUAUGAGGACCUUCGGGUUUCCUCCUCCUCAGAGGACAGCGAUUCUGACCUGGAGUGAGACUGCAGGUGGCAGGGGCUCCUUGGCCUCCAGCUCCCGUGACUUGGAGGGGACUGUGGGACUGAGGAGCGGUAGAGCACGGAGCAGACUCUGUGCGGUGACUCCGAAGCUCCCCGGCUGCGGCGCCUCUGUGGAUGUGGGAGCCCAGGCCAGGCAGGGAGCAGAUGCGGGGACUCUGCCUCCUUGAAUUCUGGUGAGGGACAUUGUAGUUCGCAUGGGUAUCCGGAAACGCGCCAGGA